This is a messenger RNA of Diceros bicornis minor, 3832 nucleotides long. It is a transcript of the gene NRDE2, whose product is annotated as NRDE-2, necessary for RNA interference, domain containing. The record is from RefSeq and is a predicted model, not a curated record. Gene Ontology annotation, biological process: regulatory ncRNA-mediated post-transcriptional gene silencing; negative regulation of RNA catabolic process. Gene Ontology annotation, cellular component: catalytic step 2 spliceosome. Bases 35 to 3532 code for a protein of 1165 amino acids. The transcript has 14 exons. Gene Ontology annotation, molecular function: protein binding. NCBI's taxonomy places the organism in Eukaryota, Metazoa, Chordata, Mammalia, Perissodactyla, Rhinocerotidae.
UCUGUGGAGGGGAGCGGCAGUGCGGCCUGUGACCAUGGCGCUGUUCCCGGCCUUUGCGGGCGUUAGUGAAGCUCCCGAUAGCGGGAGUUCUAGGAAAGAAUUAGACUGGCUGAGCAACCCAAGCUUUUGUGUUGGAACCAUACCAUCUCUGAGCCAACAAACUGAAGAGGCCACAGCCCUUGCUUCUGAAGGGUCACCACUGACAAGAAGUCCUCUGAAGUCAGAGUCUUCAGAUGAAAGUGACACUAACAAAAAGCUCAAACAAACAAGCAGGAAAAAGAAAAAAGAGAAAAAGAAGAAAAGGAAGCAUGAGCACCACAGGAAAACCAAGAGAAAACGUGGGCAAUCGAGUAACAGUGGAUCUGAGCUAGAUACUGAUUCUGAAAAGGACAAAUCUUCCAGAAGCAUUAGAGACAAUAAAAAGGAAACAGAGAAACCAAAUCAGGAAAACAACGCCGCUGCUGAUGCUGGACGUCGCUUUGUUUGGCUUGAGGACAUUCAGGCUCUGACAGGAGAAACCUUCAGAACAGAUAAGAAACCGGAUCCUGCAAACUGGGAGUAUAAGUCUCUCUACCGAGGAGAUAUAGCAAGAUACAAGAGGAAAGGAGACUCCUGCCUUGGCAUUAACCCUAAGAAGCAGUGUAUAUCUUGGGAGGGGGCUUCCAGAGAAAAGAAACAUUCGCACAAGCAUGUUGAACGCUAUUUUACGAAGAAGAACGUGGGAUUAAUGAACAUCGACGGAGUUGCCAUUAGCAGUAAAACCGAAGCGCCCUCAUCUGAGCCAAUCUCAUUUAUCCCAGUGAAGGGCUCGGAUGAUGUGCUUCCUCCUGUCACAACCUGGUUGAACCCUCUGGGGAUUUAUGACCCGUCCACCACACAGUGGUUGCAAGGACAGGGUCCUUCAGAGCAAGAAUCCAAGCAGCCAGACUCACAGCCAGACAGAGAGAAUGCACUGCUCAAGGCCAAGGUGGAGGAGUUUAACAGGAGGGUUCGGGAGAAUCCUCGGGAUAUUCAGCUGUGGAUGGCGUUUGUUGCUUUUCAGGACGAGGUCAUGAAAAGUCCUGGCCUGUAUGCCAUCGAGGAAGGAGAGCAGGAGAAGCGAAAGAGGUCCCUGAAGCUCCUUCUGGAGAAGAAGCUGGCCAUUCUGGAGCGGGCCAUUGAGAGCAACCAGAGCAGCGUGGACCUGAAGCUCGCCAAGCUGAAGCUCUGCACGGAGUUCUGGGAGCCCUCCACGCUGGUCAAAGAGUGGCAGAAACUCAUAUUUUUACAUCCCAACAACACAGCCCUUUGGCAGAAAUAUCUUUUAUUUUGCCAGAGCCAGUUUAGCACCUUCUCAAUAUCAAAAAUUCACAGUCUGUAUGGAAAAUGCUUGAGUACGUUGUCCGCUGUGAAGGACGGCAGCAUCUUAUCUCACCCUGAGUUGCCUGGCACCGAAGAGGCCAUGUUUGCGCUGUUUCUUCAGCAGUGCCACUUUCUGAGGCAGGCUGGUCACUCCGAGAAGGCUGUCUCUCUGUUCCAGGCCAUGAUCGACUUCACCUUCUUCAAACCCGACAGUGUGAAAGGUCUGCCUACGAGAGGACAGGUGGAAUUCUUUGAGCCCUUUUGGGACAGUGGAGAGCCCCGGGCAGGAGAGAAGGGUGCCCGGGGCUGGAGAGCGUGGAUGCACCAGCAGGAGCGGGGCGGCUGGGUGGUCAUCAAUCCAGAUGAUGAUGAUGAUGAACCAGAAGAUGAUGACCAGGAAAUAAGAGAUAAGACUCUGCCCAGGUGGCAGAUCUGGCUUGCUGCUGAGCGGUCCCGAGACCAGAGGCACUGGCGGCCGUGGCGCCCGGAUAAGACCAAGAAGCAAACCGAGGAAGACUGUGAGGAUCCAGAGAGACAGGUGUUGUUUGAUGAUAUUGGACAAUCUCUGAUCCGACUUUCCAGCGAAGAUCUUCAGUUUCGGCUGGUUGCGGCCUUCCUGCAAUUCUUGGGCGUGCCUUGUGGCUUCAGCCCUCCCGCCUCCUGCCUUUAUAUGGCCAUGGAUGAGAACAGCAUCUUCGAUAACGGACUUUAUGAUGAAAAGCCGUUGACUUUUCUCAACCUUUCCUUUUCCGGCGUCAGCAGUGUCGGCCGCAUGGACCACUUGGGCUGCCGGCGCUGGACCAGGGGUCACAGCCGAGAGGGCGAGGAGUUCAUCCGCAACAUCUUCCACCUCGUGAUGCCUUUGUUUUCAGGCAAGGAGAAGUCUCAGCUCUGCUUCUCCUGGUUACGAUACGAGAUUGCAAAGGUCAUCUGGUGUCUGCACACUAAAAACAAGAAGAGAUUAAAGUCACAAGGAAAGAACUGCAAAAAACUAGCCAAGAAUCUCCUUAAGGAGCCAGAAAACUGCAACAAUUUUUGCCUCUGGAAGCAGUAUGCACAUCUGGAGUGGUUGCUUGGCAACACGGAGGAUGCCAGAAAAGUUUUCGAUACAGCACUCAGCAUGGCAGGGAGCAAGGAACUGAAGGAUUGUGAACUCUGUGAACUCAGUCUGCUCUACGCUGAGCUGGAGGUGGAGCUGUUGCUGGACUUGAGUGGGGCCGCCACAAGCCGAGCUGUUCACAUAUUAACCAGGCUGACUGAGAGCGGUCCCUAUGGGCCCUACACCGGGCAGGUCUUGGCCGUUCACAUUUUGAAAGCUCGGAAAGCUUAUGAACACGCACUGCAGGACUGCUGGGGUGAGAGCUGCGUCUCUGGUCCAGCUCCCACCGACUCCUGUAACCGCCUGGUUAGCUUGGUCAGAUGCUUCAUGCUCUUCCAGUAUUUGACUGUGGGGAUCGACGCUGCUGUGCGGACAUAUGAGCAGGUAUCGGCAAAGCUGAAGGGCUCUGUUUCCCCAGAAGGCUCUGGCCUGGAGGACAGUGCUGGAACUCAGAGGCUGAGCAGUGCCCUUGAGGCCGUCACCCUGAUGCACACGAGCCUGCUCAGAUUCCACAUGAAGGUCAGUGUCUACCCCCUGGCUCCUCUGCGAGAGGCGCUCUCGGAGGCUUUAAAGUUGUAUCCGGGCAACCAGGUUCUUUGGAGGUCCUAUGUACAGAUUCAGAAUAAGUCCCACAGUGCCAGUAAGACCAGAAGAUUCUUCAAUGCAGUCACCAGGUCCACUAAACCCUUGGAGCCUUGGUUGUUUGCAAUUGAAGCCGAGAAAAUGCGGAAGAGACUAGUGGAAACUGUUCACAGGGUAGAUGGUAGAGAGGUCCACGCCACAAUUCCUGAGACCGGCUUGACACAUCGGAUCAAAGCCCUGUUUGAAAAUGCACUGCGGAGUGACUAUGGCAGCCAGUGCCCCCUACUGUGGAGGAUGUAUUUGCAUUUUUUGGUUUCCUUAGGAAAUAAAGAAAGAAGCAAAGGUGUGUUCUACAAAGCACUUCAGAAUUGUCCUUGGGCAAAGGUGUUGUACAUGGACGCUGUGGAGUACUUCCCUGACGAGAUGCAGGAGAUCCUGGACCUGAUGACUGAGAAGGAGCUCCGGGUGCGCCUGCCAGUGGAGGAGCUGGAGCUUCUGCUUGAGGACUAGAGACCAGGAGGGGAAUGGCCCACACCUCCGAGGCCACGUCGCCUGCCCUGUCGGAACCAGGAUGGGCAAGAGACCGGUGACGCAUGCGUGUGAGCAUGUCUAACAGACCUCUGCUUCUGAAGUUUCUUUCUUGAUAAUUUGUGUCUGGGUUAUCAGUAUCUCACCUCUUGCACAUUUUUUGAAUGUGCAAAUGAUACAAAAGCUAUUGUUUUACAUAUUAUAUACGUGAACAUGUGUAUAUAUGUACAUAGACAAGAAUCAUGCGAAGUGAUAACUAAAUCUAGUGUGCUUGGUGUGUGU